Messenger RNA from Pungitius pungitius (ninespine stickleback), 2465 nucleotides. RefSeq names its product interferon stimulated exonuclease gene 20-like 2 (gene isg20l2). Gene Ontology annotation, molecular function: nucleic acid binding; exonuclease activity. Lineage: Eukaryota; Metazoa; Chordata; Actinopteri; Perciformes; Gasterosteidae. Bases 480 to 1415 code for a protein of 311 amino acids. Gene Ontology annotation, cellular component: nucleus. The transcript is spliced from 4 exons. The record is from RefSeq and is a predicted model, not a curated record.
UUUCCUUUCAACAAAGUUGAUUUCAGACAUUUUUCAAAUAAGGAAAAAUAUCGGUACCAAGCUACAUAUGUUCCCAAACACACUAAGCUGUUUUUUCCGUUGAGAGACAUUACUAUCCACAACAAAUCAACCGCGGAGUUUGAAUAGUAACGGCAGAUAGCACUUAGCAAGCUAACAUUAGCUGCUGUCUAACGUCAACAUCCGCUAAUGGGAGAUUAGUCGGAACUAAUUAGCAUUUCUUAUUUAUAUUACAACCGUAUUCAAGAUAUUAUAGAUUUUACUUGUAUUUUUUUAGCUCGUAAAUCUCUUGCUAAGUAAUGUAGACCGUUUUAAUUCUAAUGAAAAGACGGAACUUGUAAACUGGGGUCAGCUGUUUCAAAAGGGACCUCAAAGGGUGAAGAUCAUUUGAGGAGGUCAGCGUCAGCAAAUCUAGCGGCCUGCUCGGAGGAAACGUUUGACCUCACCCCCGCAGCUCCAUAAUGUCCGACAUUUCGCUCAACCUGAGCUACGCUGGUGGUGGAGCCGCACGGAGGAGACCGCCGCGAGGAAACCGAGGGGGUCACAAGCGGUUUCCCAACAGGACGCAUCAGAGGAGCUUCCCGGGACGCGGCCACGCCCACAGAGACGCGCGGCCCGAGCACGGCGCUCCUCCGCGUCAAAACGGCGCGUUCGCGCAACUGGUGAGUUCCCCCGGCGGCGCGCUCUGUGGUCACAGAGCGCCAUCGUCUGCACGCCAGCCACCGGCCCCGAUCGCAGGCAGCAGAGGCUGCGGCGCCAAGCCGGGCGAGCCGGCGGAGAGAAGACCGGCGCCCGCCGCUGCCCACCGGCCCUCGCCGGCGGAAAGCCACAGAGCCGCCGCGCAGACGUCGGCGCGGAUCCCCACCAAGUACCUGGCUCUGGACUGUGAGAUGGUGGGCACGGGGCCAAAGGGCAGCAUCAGCAAGCUGGCCCGCUGCAGCCUGGUGUCCUACGACGGAGACGUGGUCUACGAUAAGUUCAUCAACCCCCCCGUGCCCGUCACCGACUACCGCACCCGGUGGAGCGGCAUCCGGCGCAGCGACCUCGUCAACGCCGCGCCGUACUCGGAGGCCCGGAAGGAGCAGAUCCUGAGGCUGCUCAUGGGGAAGGUGGUGAUCGGACACGCCGUCCACAACGACUUCAAUGUCCUCGGCUACUCGCACCCGGCGGCGCUGACCAGAGACACGUCUCGGAUCCCCCUCCUCAACCAGAGGGCCGGCUUCGCCGCGACCGAGUGCGCGUCGCUGAAGAGACUCACCAAGGCCAUCUUCAACCGAGACAUCCAGACCGGGAAGAAGGGCCAUUCUUCUGUGGAGGACGCCAGAGCCACGAUGGAGCUUUACAAAGUGGUGGAGGAGGAGUGGGAGAGGACGCUGGCCUCCUCCAGGUCUCAAUAAACUGGGUGUGAAUGAACGUUUUCGAAUGAACUGUGUGGUUUGGAGCCGACGGAUCUUCGCCCUCCGCUGUCCACUCGACGAGAGGAUGAAGAAACCAAGAAGCGGUUGUUUCUCAGGGUUUGUGUCUAAAGGUGCUCCUGCCACCAGGGGGCAGUCAUGUCUUAGUCCCAUCAGCAAAUCCACGCCAUGAACACCCAAAAAGUGAAAUCUGCUCUUAGUCUGAAGUUCACAGAACAAGCUCCCUUGUUAGUUUAGAUUAUUUAUAGUGUUGAUCCCUUUAAAGUGAAGCAUUUAGACAAAAUGCUGCUUUGAUCCACCAAUGAUCUUCUUCAGGGAACUUUCCAGGUUUAAAAAAUAAUGCUCUGUCCUAUAUUGGGCUUUUAUGGAUGUUCUUACUAUUUCAUCCUUUACAGACACUUGAAUGUCUUUCCCCAUGUCAAUCAUUUUUUUAAAAGGCGAUAAAGUGCCAGAAUAGACUAAAACCGAUGAUGGAUAAUGAAGGCAGCGUGGAGCCAAGUAGUUGUAACAAGUGAUCAAAUGUUCCCACCCAGAUGGGAAGAGUCCCGGUAAUUAUCCUUUAGAACUAUUUGAACAGAAAGGUCAACUGGUAAGUUGGUUUAAUGAGACUUUUUACACUCAGUUAAGGUUGAAACAGAAGUGCUUUCCUUCUGAGUUUGUGCAGUUUCCUAGAGGUGUAAACUCAGGUCGGUGCUCCGGUCCAAAUAAAUCACUACCACACACCACCUCGUCUGAGCAGGACUCGUGUCCCUGGAUCUGAUGAACCGGCCGAACUGAAAUCAGGGAUUUAAGUCUUUUCUGUGUAUUUUCUUGUUGCUGAAGGUGUUUGGUCAUGUUCACAUUAAUAGAGACCGAGAAUAUCUUAAGUGCAAAGUUCCUCUGGUUGAAGGGGAGAGGGGUUACAUAAGGUGUGCUGUCAAAUCCUCCAAAACCAGAUUGUUUACCUCACAUCGUUGCUGAUGGUUUACUACACACUUUAAACUGUAUUUGGUUUGAUUUGGGCAAAGUUCCUUCUUUAAAAAAAAAAAAAAA